AUGGCUGCACACGCAUUCUUCCUGUGCUCCAUCGCCUUGCUGUCUGCUCUCAGCCGGCCUGCUCUGACUCUUUCCGAGGAAGAGCAGGGGCCGGGACUCACCUACGAUGAAGUGCCUGAAAUCUUGGACAGAAGCAGAGAGAACCCCAAACAAGCCACAAGAGUCACAUCAAGUCUGGAUGGUGAAUAUGGCUUGGAAAGCAAAGAAGUUGUUUUGACUUCUGAAGAUGAAAACCCACUGAGAAGAAUCCUGCAGCCUUUCAAGUGGCAUCAUGCAGGGAUGUCUCACAGUAAGAGGAAGCUCCUCCAAUCACUGAUGGGACCUUAUGGACCCUUGAGUGUGUCCUACAACGGGAAGACUUGCAUUCUGUUUAAGGCAAAGCGUUUGGCCAUCCGGUACAGGAACCAUACCUUCAUUGAUCUCACUGAGAGAGUGUUCAGUCCAAACUCACCUUUGGACACCAAAGGCUCAGUCUGCACCAAGGAGAAGGCCACGCUUUCAUUAAAGUUUGGUGAUGUGGAAGACUUGCGAGGUCUAGUAAUCAGGCUUCAGAUGUCAAACACCUUCUACGAGGCAGCGGGUCAAAACUGGUUCACCCUGGACAGUGUGCACAUUCACUACAACUGGACUCAGGAGGCCACGUUCAACGCGAGCGAGGUUUACGCUCCCGCCACGUCGUCCUACCACUGCCAGCACGUCAGCAGUCUGCACAAAUAUGACACUCUACUGGUGCCCAGCUCUCACACUGACACGUCCGCCAACUGGCACAUCACUUUCACUGAUUUCCAGAUUCAAGCCUUCAACGUGCAGUCAGAUAAAUUCGCGUCGGCAAGUGACUGCGCCACUUUCCUGACGCCGGCCAUCCUCAUGGGCUUGGUGACGUCUCUGAUACUGCUCCUGGUCUUGGCUUACGCCCUGCACAUGGUGGUUCACCUCAAGCACAUCGACCGCUAUGAGGAGCACAAGGCCACCGUCUACUUUCCCCGUAGUCCAGAGGCUGAAUUGCCGGACAAGAACAGCCUGUGA
Nerophis lumbriciformis (worm pipefish) is the source of this 1026-nucleotide messenger RNA. The record is from RefSeq and is a predicted model, not a curated record. NCBI's taxonomy places the organism in Eukaryota, Metazoa, Chordata, Actinopteri, Syngnathiformes, Syngnathidae.